CACACACUUUCGCACUCAUCGGCAACAUCAACUCAACCCUCGAUAAUCACAUACACAAGAGCUUGCGCGCUGCAGUCGUUGUGUAAUUCAAUUCAAGAUGCCGGAAGCAGGUAGCAGAUUAUAUGUGAAGGGGCGGCACAUCAGCUACCAGAGGGCGAAGCGCAACACCAACCCCGGCACAAGUCUGCUGCAGCUAGAGGGUGUUAACACCGCUGAGGCCGCAAAGUUCUACCUGGGCAAGAAGGUCGCAUACGUGUACCGCGCACAGAAAGAGGUCCGAGGCAGCAAGUUCCGAGUCAUCUGGGGAAAGAUCACACGGACACACGGCAACUCUGGUAUCGUCCGCGCACAAUUCCGCAACAACCUUCCACCAAAGUCUUUCGGUGCCUCUGUUCGUGUCAUGUUGUAUCCAUCCAACAUAUAGAAGGAAAGAUCAGCUGGAAAGCGUCGCAUGGACACAAAAGUGUGUGAUUGCGCAUAGAGGAGGGAAAGACGGAAGCGAGCGGAUCUUUUACACUCACCAUUGAGGGAUUGUACCAUGCUCGAGAACAAUCUCGUUAUACUCAUUUGGGCAGGUGUCUUGGGAUGAUGGCUUUUCACGGCAAGGUACCAUGAGCAUUAGUUGGGUCCAGAUCACAUCCCCAGAAUGCAAAUUCAAAGAUCACAUAACCUUCUGACGCUUUGUGACCCGUAUGCCCAACUCCUCAAUCGCAUUGUAGCACGUGAUGAGGUUUGCUACAUCCAAGUUUGAUGCGAAAUGCGCAACUCCAUAAAACUAUUCUCGAUAUCGUUAUCAGAAUUAAAUUUAUCUAUUGGUUCCAUCA
Molecule: messenger RNA, 824 nt
Organism: Verruconis gallopava
Lineage: Eukaryota; Fungi; Ascomycota; Dothideomycetes; Venturiales; Sympoventuriaceae
Product: 60S ribosomal protein L33-A
Exons: 5
Coding region: 98-424 (108 amino acids)
Biological process (GO): cytoplasmic translation; ribosomal large subunit biogenesis
Cellular component (GO): ribosome; cytosolic large ribosomal subunit
Molecular function (GO): structural constituent of ribosome
Source: RefSeq, a predicted model, not a curated record